AUGUUCCGGCUGAGCGAUCCGCGCGGCUGGCCUACGCGGCUCGUCGUGCGCUACGUGACGAUCGCUCUCGUCGUCGUCUUCGCCGUCACCAACUACCUCUUGUGGCACGAUGUGGGCUUGUGGCGUGUCGUUGGUCUGCCUGGCAUCGUGUCCUUGGGCCGCAAGCACGCGAUCCAGAAGCUCAUGAUCGAGGCGAAAACCCGGCACGACCAUCUGCUGACGCGGCGCAGCCGCAAUGUGACGCAGGCGGCCGAGAGAUAUCGACAGAGACGCGGUCGACACCCGCCGCCGGGCUUCGAUGGCUGGUUUGCGGCCGCCAUCGAGACCGACUCCAUCGUGGUGGAGGAAUACUUUGAUCGCAUCUACAAGGACCUGACUCCCUUCUGGGCCCUCGACGCCGCCACCGUCAAGCGGCGAGCGAAUGCCUGGCACUGGGUCGUCAGGGUCCGCAACGGCACCGCCGUCGGCUCCGGCGACGUCGAAGGCCGCGUUCCCUGGCUGCAGCUGUGGACGGAGCUCGUCGGCGAGUUUGCCGAGCACAUGCCCGAGGUCGACAUGCCCGUCAACAUGAUGGACGAGUCCCGCCUGCUCGUCCCCUUCGACCACGUGGCCAAGCUGGUCGAGCGUGAGAGGAGGGAGAGGCAGCUUCCGCCCGUCGACGACGUCAGGACCAACCUCACCGGGCUCAAGCAGGUGGACGACGAGAAGCCCGAGCCGUACGACCCGGAGUGGCUCGGUCCGAAGGAGCAGUACUGGAACCUCGCGGUCGAGACCUGCGGCCCCGACACGCCGGCCCAUGGCGUCCGCCAGAUCGACGACUUUGCCGCCCCCGCCGCCUUCCCACUCCACUACAUGCCGACCUACGCCUACCGAGGCUUCGUUCGCAACUGGACGGCCGCCAUGAACCCCUGCCUGCAGCCGCACCUGCGACAGCUGCACGGCACCUUCAUCGAGCCCAUCAGCUUGUCUUCCACCACCGAGCUGAUCCCCCUCUUUGGCGGUUCCAAGCUUCCCAUGAACAACGAGAUCCUCAUCCCCGGUGCCAUGUACCUGACCAAGGACGAAUUCUACUCGGGCGGCGACUCGCACGGGCCCCCUUGGCCGAGCAAGAAGGACGGCUUGAUCUGGCGCGGUGACGGCUCCGGCGGACGGCCGAAGGAGCACACCUGGCACCAUUUCCAACGUCACCGACUCGUCGACAUGCUCAACGGCACCACCGUUUCCCGCGCCGAGGCCGAGGGCACCCGGGCGCUGACCUUCCAACUACCUUCCGGCGCCGUAUACGACACCCCACGCGCGAGACGCAAGAAGCUCGGCGCCUGGCUCAGCGAAAUCGCCGACGCGGCCUUUGUUCACCUCUGCCCGGGAAACGAAUGCCCCUUCUUCCGCUCCGUCUUCGAACUGUCGCCGCCCACGCCCAUGCGAAACCAGUACAACUACAAGUUCCUCCCCGACGCCGAUGGGAACUCGUUCAGCGCCCGCUUCCGCGGCUUCCUCCGCUCGACGAGCCUCCCCCUCAAGGCCACCAUCUACGCCGAGUGGCACGACGACCGGAUCGUGCCCUGGGUGCACUUUGUGCCCCUCGACAACACCUUCCAGGACCUCUACCCCGCCCUGGAGUUCCUGGCCGACAAGGACGGUCCGGGAGAUGCCGCUGCCCGCUUCAUCGCCGAGGAGGGUCAGCGGUGGGCGGAGAAGGUGCUUCGGAGAGAAGACAUGCGCCUCUACGUGUGGAGACUGCUUCUCGAAUGGGCUCGCGUUUGUGACGAGGACAGGCACAACCUGGGCUUUGUCGACGACCUGAAGUCAUGA
Molecule: messenger RNA, 1812 nt
Organism: Drechmeria coniospora
Lineage: Eukaryota; Fungi; Ascomycota; Sordariomycetes; Hypocreales; Ophiocordycipitaceae
Exons: 1
Coding region: 1-1812 (603 amino acids)
Source: RefSeq, a predicted model, not a curated record